This is a messenger RNA of Penicillium manginii, 408 nucleotides long. RefSeq lists its product as uncharacterized. Bases 1 to 408 code for a protein of 135 amino acids. The transcript is spliced from 3 exons. The record is from RefSeq and is a predicted model, not a curated record. Lineage: Eukaryota; Fungi; Ascomycota; Eurotiomycetes; Eurotiales; Aspergillaceae.
AUGGUCAGUGACUUCGAGAACGCCGAGAUCGCCCCGGACCCAAAUAUCGAUGCCUCCGAAGCGGAGAUAUGCAAGCCCGAUGACUGGACAUCGGAAACAAUCUCCAUUGCGUCCAUUCUAUAUAAGGGGGCCCUGAGGAGGGGUGAGUAUUUUAGCCCCUCCGAUGAACAGCAAUUCGAGACCUAUGAAGUGGGACACCUCGCCGCUCUACUCAUGGACUCCGAUGAGUUUUUAAACCAAAAACAUGUGCUCAAAAUCGGCACCGGACAAGGCUCAUGGGCCGUCGAUGUCGCCGAUAAGUUUCCGGACGCUGUCAUUCGUGGUGUCGAUCUUUUCCCUCCGCCGGUUAGCUGGUGUCCGCCGAAUUGUAUCUUUGAGGUGGACGACUUGGUGCAGCCGUGGACUUGA